Messenger RNA from Pseudocercospora fijiensis CIRAD86, 465 nucleotides. RefSeq lists its product as uncharacterized. Gene Ontology annotation, molecular function: oxidoreductase activity. Bases 1 to 465 code for a protein of 154 amino acids. The transcript is spliced from 3 exons. Lineage: Eukaryota; Fungi; Ascomycota; Dothideomycetes; Mycosphaerellales; Mycosphaerellaceae. The record is from RefSeq and is a predicted model, not a curated record.
AUGCCCCCCGCAACCGACCCAGAAAUCCCAGCCGUAACCGCCCCCCAAAAAAACAAAUACCUCUGCCUCACGAUUCUGGGCUACAAAAAAGAAGGCAUGACCGAAGAAGCCUACCGCAACCACAUGCUCAACGUCUCCGCCCCAAUGACGAAAGACCUCAUGGUAAAAUACGGAAUUCGAAGAUGGACAAUGAUCCACAACCAAACCCCCACCCGCGCCCUCAUGACGCAACUCUUCGACAGCCAAAUGGUGAAUUUGGCGCCGUAUGACUGUUUCAGUCAAGUCGUCUUCGAGUCGAUUGAAGAUUAUAAGAAAAUCAAACUGGAUCCUUGGUAUCGGAAAUACCUGGUGGGGGAUCAUGAGAAUUUUGCGGAUACGAAGAGGAGUGAGAUGACGAUUGGUUGGAUUGAGGAGUUUGUUCGGGAUGGGCAGCUUGUUGAGGGGUUUGAGGGGGAGUAUGUUUAG